This is a messenger RNA of Brassica napus (rape), 1756 nucleotides long. Its product is annotated as probable BOI-related E3 ubiquitin-protein ligase 2. Bases 393 to 1397 code for a protein of 334 amino acids. Gene Ontology annotation, molecular function: ubiquitin-protein transferase activity. Lineage: Eukaryota; Viridiplantae; Streptophyta; Magnoliopsida; Brassicales; Brassicaceae. The record is from RefSeq and is a predicted model, not a curated record. The transcript has 3 exons. Gene Ontology annotation, biological process: regulation of programmed cell death.
UGAAGUUCCUUUCGAUUUGGUCUUUCAAGUAAAAGAAAGAAAGAAUAAUAAAAAAGAAAAGAAAACAAAGGGCCCUCCCUCUUCACGCAUAUCAAAACAGCAAAAAAGAAAAACCAAAACGCAUGCAUUCCUAAUUUUCUCCUUCUCCUUUUAACUUCUUCAUCCUCCCUAUUCUCUCAUUCAUCAUCUCUCUCUAACCUCUCUUCCCAAGGUGGUAGUCCAAUGGCGCUUGAGGGAAUAAACCCAAUACGGCGAACUCUGGUUUGAACUCCGUUGGCCACACAGAUAUGGGCUAUUGAUUUCGGCUCAUUUGAAUGCCCAAGAGAAAGUCUAUCCGUGGGCUGUACCUCCACCCGGAGGUUAGAUAAUAUAGACGCGAUAACAACAACACCAUGGAACCAACUAAUGCCGGUUACUGCACAAACAAUCAAACCGGUUACGGCGUCGUUUCAACGGACUAUUCACCUCCGCUUCUUAACAUGUACGGCGUCUCCUCCACCGUUGAUACUGUUCCGACAACAACCGAUUCAUUCACUUAUUACGGUGCUAAUGUCGACUGUGAUGUAAUCCCUUUACCGAGCUCCAGAGAUGCAACAUCGGAUUACUAUCAUCAGAAUCCUAGAUCAUUAUCGUCGACAAGUGUUCCUCCUACUAAUCCUUUCUCGUUUCUCGGCCAAGACAUCGAUAUCUCCUCUCACAUCAAUCAGCAACAGCAUGAUAUCGAUCGAUUCGUCUCCCUUCACAUGGAGAGAGUGAGAUUCGAGGUUCAAGAGAAGAGGAAGAGGCAAGCGAGAACGAUAAUGGAGGCUAUAGAGCAUGGACUGGUGAAGAGGCUUCGUGUCAAAGAAGAAGAAGGAGAGAGAAUCUGGAAGAUAAACCACGCGCUUGGGGAACGCGUGAAGUCACUCUCCACCGAGAACCAAAUCUGGCGGGAUCUCGCUCAGACCAACGAAGUAACCGCCAACAGCCUCCGCAACAACCUCGAGCAGGUCCUGGCGCAGGUUAAGGACUCUGGCGCAGGAUUAGAUAGCGAUGAUGCGGAGUCGUGUUGCGGGAGUAGCGCGGGUGAAGAAACGGUUAGGCGUAUGGUAGCUAUUGAGGCGCUUGAUAAGGCGGCGAAAGGUAGGAUGUGCAGAAACUGUGGGGAGCAGGAAUCGUGUGUGUUGCUUUUACCGUGCAGACACUUGUGCCUGUGUGGGGUGUGUGGGUCCAGUGUGCACACGUGCCCUAUCUGUAGUUCCCCCAAAAACGCUAGCGUUCAUCUUGACCCCGUUUAUGGAAACUCCUCUUCGUUUUUUUUUGUUAAUGGAAGUUUUUUUUUUUUUUUAAAUACAAUAGUAAGGAAAUUAAUUGAAUUUUUAGUCAACAAAUCAAAACAAGGAGAUUUAUUUCGCUAGUUUUGAGUUAUUUUAUAUUACUAUAUCAUUUAAUUUCAAAACAGAUUUUCAUUAAAAAAUUUCAAACCCAUAAGCUUAAUGAAAAACAAACAGCAAAAGAAAUUAAUCUUGUAACAUACAUACCAUACUUUUUGCUUAUUUUUUAAUAAAAACUUGUAACAUAAAUACCAUACUUGUUUCAUCAUACUGAUUUAAAUUUGUUUAAUUUAGAAUUGUAUAUUAUUAUAAUGGACAAUUUUCUUAAAUAUCCUCUUUUCAAAUUUGUGUCACUAAAAAAAUUUCUAAGGAAAAAAAUGAUCAAAAAGGUUUAUUAAAAGGCAAAAGAAUUUUUUUACUCUUUAUUUUAUAGAUAGAUAAAU